AUGGUGACAUCGAUAAUAAGGCCACUGGCUUCACAGCUUCAGCGGCAUCUUGUCCAGGCCAUAAAGAGCCCCAGGAUCACCCCUGUGCGGAGAUGUAACCUCACAGCGUGCUCCAGCAAAUUUGUCCUGUCCAAGGUGCAUCCCAUUUGGCAGGGGCCGCUCGCCGUACCAGGAGGGGAUUGCCAGUCUCCCAUCGAUAUCGUGGUUCGAAAGAGUGUUUUUGACUCAAAAUUGAAGCCUUUGGUCACCAACUACGACCCCAAAUCUUGCCAACAAAUCUGGAACAAUGGUUACUCUUUCCUGGUUGAAUAUGAUGACUCCACAGACAAGUCAACACUGAAAGGAGGCCCCCUUCAAGAAACAUUCAGGCUGUGUCAGUUCCACUUUCACUGGGGUGAAUGCAACUCCUGGGGGUCCGAGCACACUGUGGACCGGAGGCUAUUCCCAGCAGAGCUUCACUUGGUCCACUGGAAUGCAGAAAAGUACAGUCAGUUUGAGGACGCUCUGGUGGAAGACAAUGGACUGGCUGUUAUCGGAGUCUUUCUCAAGAUCGGCAAGAGACACGAGGGGCUGCAAAAAUUGGUAGAUGCCUUGCCAGCAAUCCGACACAGGGACAGUGUGGUGGAGUUCACACACUUUGACCCGGCCUGUUUACUUCCCCCCAAUAUCACCGAGUACUGGACGUAUCACGGCUCUUUGACCACGCCCCCCCUCACCGAGGCCGUCACCUGGAUGGUCAUGAAGCAGCACAUCGAAGUCAGCCAUGAUCAGCUGGCGGUGUUUCGGAGCCUGCUGUUCACGGCUGCAGAGGAGGAGGUGCAGAAGAGCAUGGUGAACAACUUCAGGGAGACUCAGCCGCUGCGGGGCCGGACCGUGCGCUCGUCCUUCACACCGUUCAUCAAGGAUUCCGCGCUGGACGAGGUGAAGGAGCACAGCCACUGA
Molecule: messenger RNA, 942 nt
Organism: Knipowitschia caucasica
Lineage: Eukaryota; Metazoa; Chordata; Actinopteri; Gobiiformes; Gobiidae
Source: the annotation of a GenBank genome assembly